Messenger RNA from Penicillium subrubescens, 1148 nucleotides. Its product is annotated as DUF3632 domain-containing protein. The transcript is spliced from 3 exons. The record is from RefSeq and is a predicted model, not a curated record. The coding region runs from base 90 to 1052 and encodes 320 amino acids. Lineage: Eukaryota; Fungi; Ascomycota; Eurotiomycetes; Eurotiales; Aspergillaceae.
UUUUCCUAAAAAAGCGCUUAACCAGCGCUUGACAGCCCGCUUCACACCUAUUCUCAGGUACCAGGAAGAGAGGUACUUAAAAAGCGGCCAUGUGUGAUGUAUUCUUGUUCUUUUUUCUCUACCUCAUUCUUCAGGCUGUUCAUUUUUUUCAAGCAUCCAUCAAAGUACCAUAUUACAGUCACUUUUACGAAGUAUACAAUAUGGGCCUUCAUCUAUCUCAACUAUGCCGAAAGCCCUGUGGAGAGGAUCGAGAGGUGAAGAAAACGGCCUCGAAUCCAAAGCAUACACAAGAGAAAGUGUUUGCCGUGCUGAACGACUAUCUGGGGCCUGAGAGCCCAUUGCCACUCGACCUGGCUGUAGAGUCUCUGUUGAAGCUCUUGCCUACAGAUGCUCCCGACUCUGAAGAGAUCUGCAGAUUCGGUGAAGACUGCUUUGAGAUCGCUGAAAUGGCUUCCUAUAAGAGUUCGUCACAUUCGAGAUUGGCUCAAUUGCUCGAGGCUCUUGGUCUCUCAAGCCAUUUUACAUUCCUUGCCAAAGAGAAUGGUAGAGUUUGGCGUUUCAAUCUGCUCAAACAUUCAAUGGAAGACUUCUGCGCGGGCCCUGAUAGCGAAAAUCCUGGACGAUACGUCAACUAUAAUUCAUUCUUAGCGCACUUAUACGAACAUCGCAUUUUCCCAACUGAUCCCACAUAUGCAUUGUGGGCUAUGCGUGCUGCUUUUGAAGACGAGAGAAGCCAUGAAGCAAAAGAAGUUCGCAGCUCCUGGAUUCUAGGCGCAGCUCAAUGGAUCUUAUGGAAUGGACAAAGCAUUUUCAAUCUCGUCCUGGAGCCAGCCCUCUACGAUGUUACAUACGAAACCUGGCCAGAUCGAGGCGCGUGGGAUGCUGGUAGUCUCUAUAAUGGCGCACCUGGUCUCUCUCUUGAAAGGUGGCAGUUUUGGAAGCGCCAGUUCGGAGAGGUCUCCCAAGGGUGUGACGUUACUGAUGAGUGUAAGAUGGUGUCUGCUAGAGCGAUGGCGAUGAUGGAUUUAUUUGAAAAGAGCAUGGUGUUUUAGAUAGGGUGUAAAUAGGUUUCUCGUUUGGCGCAGGCGUUUGAUCUUCUCUUUCUUCUUGUUUCUCAUACAACUUCAGUUCCAGAUAGAAGAGCCAUG